UACUUCGAUUCCAGUGAUGCGGGCAGCGGCAAAAGGGAGUUCAGAAGCCUGGCGCGUUCGCUCUCCGCAGUCCCAGGAAAGAGCCAUCGAGCCGCACUAGCAUCGGCUCCUCCGCCAAUCAGAGUGCGUCUGGAGACGCUCCACAACACCCUGGCGAGGUCUGCAUCCACGAUGAUGAUCUCGAGACCCGUGUUUGCUCGCUGCCCACAGUCACUCCAUUAGUCCCACUACCUGGAAUCUUCUACGCCCUUCGCCAUGGAAACAGACACCGGCUUCAAGGCUGCUUUGGAAGAAGCGCAAAAAGGCAGCGAUGAGGGCGGCGUGCCCAUCGGCGCUGCGCUGGUGGCUGCGGAUGGCAAGGUGCUGGGGCGUGGCCACAAUAUGCGCAUCCAGAAGAGCAGUGCCACACUUCAUGCUGAAAUUUCCGCUCUGGAAAAUGCCGGACGGCUGUCGGCUGCUUCGUACCGCGGCGCUACAAUGUAUACAACUCUCUCACCAUGUGACAUGUGCACGGGCGCUUGUAUCAUGUACAAGAUCAAGCGAGUGGUGAUUGGUAUGAUCCUCCCAGCCUUCUCUUUGUUGCCGUGUUGAUGAUGUUAGGCGAGAAUAAAACCUUUGUUGGAGGCGAGGAUUAUCUGAAGCAGAAAGGCAUCGAGGUUGUAGUGCUGCAGAAUAAAGACUGCCAAGAGCUGAUGAAGAAUUUCAUUCAGGAGAAGCCUGGAGACUGGAAUGAGGAUAUCGGCGAAGAAGGCAAGUGAUCCGAGGGAAUCGGUAGCAUGCAAUGUCCGAAUUAGUAUUGUACACUAUGUUGUAUAUUUGUGGAUCUCUUCGAAGAAGAAUUUUAGAUCGUCGGGCUUUGCAAAUGGU
Molecule: messenger RNA, 867 nt
Organism: Trematosphaeria pertusa
Lineage: Eukaryota; Fungi; Ascomycota; Dothideomycetes; Pleosporales; Trematosphaeriaceae
Product: zinc-binding CMP/dCMP deaminase
Exons: 3
Coding region: 256-591 (111 amino acids)
Cellular component (GO): nucleus; cytoplasm
Molecular function (GO): diaminohydroxyphosphoribosylaminopyrimidine deaminase activity
Source: RefSeq, a predicted model, not a curated record